Messenger RNA from Lineus longissimus, 2599 nucleotides. RefSeq names its product multidrug and toxin extrusion protein 1-like. The coding region runs from base 69 to 2027 and encodes 652 amino acids. The record is from RefSeq and is a predicted model, not a curated record. Gene Ontology annotation, cellular component: membrane. The transcript is spliced from 18 exons. Gene Ontology annotation, biological process: xenobiotic detoxification by transmembrane export across the plasma membrane. Gene Ontology annotation, molecular function: antiporter activity; xenobiotic transmembrane transporter activity. NCBI's taxonomy places the organism in Eukaryota, Metazoa, Nemertea, Pilidiophora, Heteronemertea, Lineidae.
UGCGCAAGUUAUCACAAUUCAACGGUGCCUCAUGGCGAGCUGAAUGCGGCGCUAGAAGUUCCGGAACAAUGGGAGACAACAGCUUUGCCCAUAAGGGUAACGCUCGGGACACUGGGCAGAGGUCGGCCUAUGGUUCCACAACAGAUUUUGAAAUCACAGUUCAGCCCCAGACGAAGAGGCGGCGAUGUUUCCCAUGCCUCCCUGAUGAUGUUUGGAACGAGUUGAAAGAGGUGUUCAAUCUCUCGUCAACAAUGAUUUUGAUAUCUCUCUCAUUUGUACUGAUGGCGCCGAUCAGUUUGGCCUUCGUUGGACGCCUUGGUACCACCUAUCUUGAUGCUGUUGGACUUGGAAACACGAUGUUCAACAUAACAUGUUACACAAUUGGAAAUGGCCUUGGGUCUGGUUGUGACACAGUCUUUGCACAGUCGUAUGGCAGCACAAAUAAAAAGAUGGUCGGGAUAUACGUGCAGCGAAGUUUUUAUGUACUCAUGCUGUUUAGUAUUCCGUGCAUGGCUGUUCAGCUCAAUAUGGAGGGAAUUUUGAGACUCAUGGGACAAGAUGAGGAAAUAGCGAAGCUAACAGGAGAUUACAUCACUAUGCUAAUCCCAGCUGUACCGGCGAACUUCCUUUAUGUGAUUAUCGGACGAUACCUUCGAAACCAGAAUAUCUUACUUCCCGUUGCCUUGGCAGGGCUGAGUGGUGUCGGGGCCAGUGCGCUCUUCCAUUAUAUAUUCGUCACCAACAUGAACCUGGGGAUACUUGGCUCAGCCUACGCCCAAUGCAUCGGGUUCUACAUCCAGCCGACGAUACUGAUAGUGUAUACUGUGACAACCAAGGUGUACCGAACGACUUGGAACGGUUUGAGCAAGGAAGGUUUCCAAGGUUGGGGAAUGUUCACCGGAAUUGCAGUUGCCGGACUCCUCAACGCCUGUUUCCAGUGGUGGGCAUUUGAGUUGGGCACCAUCUUGAGUGGGCUGAUCAGCGACGUACAGCUGGGGGCUCAGGCGAUAUUGUUCCAAGUCGAAGCUUUUACCUUUACGGCGCCUAUUGCUGUUGGAAUCUCUGGUAACAUCAGGGUCGGACAACACCUUGGUGCAAUGAGAACAGAUUUAGCCAAACGAGCUAUAUAUGUGACAUUUUGUUUUGUGUGGUGUAUUGGUGUCGUCACGAUAGUAUUGAUGCUGUCUUUGAAAGAUUAUAUUCCGUUUGCCUUCUCAAAUGAUCCCGAGGUGGUUAAUUCAGCGGCAAAUGUCAUUCCGAUCCUUGCUCUUUAUCAUAUUUUUGAUGGGACAUGCGCGGCAGCUGGAGGCAUAUUGAGAGGUUAUGGGAAGCAGAGAGUUGCCGCUAUUAUCGUGUUCGUGGGUGUGUAUCUUGUCGGCCUACCAGUCGGCAUUCCACUGAUGUUCAUGACAGAUCUAUUGUCGGCAGGGUACUGGUGGGGUCUUACCAUAGCUUUAGUUGUUGAAACCCUUCCAUUUAUGAUCUACAUCUAUCGGACAGACUUUGACAAAGAAGCACAACUAGCGCAGAUACGAGCUGGUGUAAAAGUCGAACACUCCAAGCUGCGCACAGACAAACACGAGAACGUGGGUGAAGAAGAGAGCAUCUUGGGUCUGGGAAGUCUUGAGGAGGAAAAGCGAAAGCUGAUCGACUCCGAACCUAAGACAAGGUCAAGGUCAGGGGCAAGGUCAAGGUCAGGGUCACGUCUCCCAUAUGAGCGGAAGUACUGUGGAGAAUACGUCAGCAGCCAGAUAGAUAUCCGUGCAGCGUCUUCGGCAAUGGUGACAACCCUCACUACGAAGGAAUUGAUAUUUCGGCGCAGUCUGACGCUUCUGUUGGUGUUGCUUAUAAUGGGGAUUGGCAUUUUCUGUAAAUUUCAUUUCGUUUUCGAGCUAACACCCAAGCCGUGGACAGAACUUUGUGUGUUCUACAAUGGGACUAUCAAUAAUUCGACAGUGACGAAUUUGACCGAUAUUGUGACUGCAAACGUGAGUCUCCCUCUGUGUAACUUAACUGCGUUGACUUGAAAAAAGAUGAAGUUUUCUAACACAGAAAGUACUCGGCGGUCACUGGAGGUGACCAGUGGUUUUGCAAAUGAUGUUAUCUUUCGCAGCUACCAUAAAUCUGGGGAAAUUCCGGACUACACAGAAGAAGACAGCAGACAGUCAUACUGUGAAAGCAUUUUUUUGUUGCCAGACUUCAUCUUGUUUGCUUAAUCACUCGUAGGCAUACGACGUUCAAAUUCCUCCAUCUCCACACGGGUGCCCUGCUUUGUGCUCAGCUGACAAACCGUUCUUACUUCGACAGAUUAACUUCUACCUUUAAUGUAGGAGUCAGUGCAUAAGGAGCUUUACCUGUUCGAUGAGCCCUUUUACAUCGUUACGAGUACUAUACAGCACAAUGCUGUACCACCGACCCUUUGUCAUGUUGAGUCAACAAACAGUUGUGAUUCCGAUGAGUAUCAAAAUUUGUGUUCAAGAGAUAUGUCAGAGUACAGACGUAUCAUGCGAUAUCAUUUGACUUUUUGAAAGAAAUGUCCGAUUGAGAACGCUUUUGAAAAAAGGCAAUGUUUAAAAAAGAUUAAUGUUGUGAAAUAAAU